AUGCUGAUAACUCACACCAUCGCAACAACACUGGUCAUCGCUGUUAUCAUACCUAUCAUCUACCUUAUUACCAACGAAUUCAUACGCAGUCAAGCGCGAAUACCUAAGCUACCAGGCCCGCGGGGUCUGCCCGUGAUUGGCAAUCUUUGGGAUAUCCGCACCAAUGCAGCCGAGACGUACCGACAAUGGGCCCGAAAGUACGGCGAUGUGUACCAGAUCCAGCUGGGCAACAUCCCCGUAGUGUUAGUCAAUUCAGCGUCAGCGGCGAAAAAGAUCUUCAGCAAUCAGGCCAUCACCUCGCGCCCGGAGUUCUACACUUUCCACAAGGUGCUGUCCAACACGGCCGGUACCACCAUUGGGACUUCGCCUUACAGCGACUCUCUGAAGCGGCGCAGAAAGGGCGCAGCUUCGGCGCUCAACCGGCCGUCGGUGCAAUCGUACGUGGAACAUCUUGAUGUCGAGACGCGUGACUUUAUCAAGGAGCUGCUCGAGUAUGGAAAAGGAGGGGAAAGGCCCGUGGACCCCAUGCCCAUGAUCCAGCGGCUGUCACUUUCGCUAGCCCUCACGCUUAACUGGGGCGUGAGGAUGGAUAGCCAGAAAUCAGAUCUGUUUCAUGAGAUUACCCACGUCGAGGAGGAGAUCAGCCGCUUUCGGUCCACAACUGGAAAUUUGCAAGACUACGUUCCUUUACUCCGAAUGAAUCCCAUCAACUUGCACUCGGCCAAGGCGAGGGACGCACGAGAUCGAAGGAGCAGGUACCUGGACGACUUAAAUGCCGAACUUGAUGGGCGUAUGGCGGCCGGUAAAUAUAGUCCCUGUAUACAAGCCAAUGUUAUCAACGAUAAGGAUGCGAAGUUGAACCAGGAAGAGUUGACCUCAAUUAGUCUCACGAUGCUAUCAGGAGGACUCGAUACCAUCACCACUCAAGUGGCGUGGUUCUGCGGUCUGUUAGCCAACCGUCCAGAUAUCCAGGACAAGGCACUGAAAGAGAUACGCAAAUUCUACUCUGAUAAGCAGCCCCUGUGCGACCCAAAAGACGACCAGCAGUGUGCAUACAUAGUUGCCUUGGUUCGAGAGUCGCUUCGGUACUUCACAGUGCUUCGACUUGCGCUGCCCAAAGUCAACAUCAAAGACAUUGUCUACAACAACGUCGUUAUCCCCAAGGGGUCCAUCAUAUUCCUCAACUCAUGGGCUUGCAACAUGGACGAUAAAAUCUGGUCCGACCCCGAAGUUUUCCGCCCUGAGCGCUUCCUCGAACAGCCAGACGCCCCCAUGUUUUCUUACGGCAUGGGCUACCGCAUGUGCGCCGGCUCGCUCCUUGCCAACCGCGAGGUGUACCUUACGUACAUGCGGCUUCUGAACAGCUUUCGCGUCCAAAAGCACGACGAGGUGGAGACGGAUCCCAUAAAGGGUAAUGCGGAUCCGACGAGUCUUGUCGCUAUGCCUAAGCCGUAUCGGGCGUUAUUCGUUCCUAGGGAGCCGGAGGUUUUGGACAGCGCUAUUAAGGAGUCGAGGACGGCGGAGGAGGUGCAUGGGAGGCUGCCCAUGACUUCGGUCAAGACAAAAUCGUUAUUAAUGUUGACAGUGGUAUGUAUGAUUGCGGAUUGCUGCAAGUCUCAAUCCAUUAUCCCAUCAUGA
Molecule: messenger RNA, 1638 nt
Organism: Pseudomassariella vexata
Lineage: Eukaryota; Fungi; Ascomycota; Sordariomycetes; Amphisphaeriales; Pseudomassariaceae
Product: cytochrome P450
Exons: 4
Coding region: 1-1638 (545 amino acids)
Molecular function (GO): monooxygenase activity; heme binding; oxidoreductase activity, acting on paired donors, with incorporation or reduction of molecular oxygen
Source: RefSeq, a predicted model, not a curated record